This is a messenger RNA of Aplysia californica (California sea hare), 712 nucleotides long. RefSeq lists its product as uncharacterized. Lineage: Eukaryota; Metazoa; Mollusca; Gastropoda; Aplysiida; Aplysiidae. The record is from RefSeq and is a predicted model, not a curated record.
AAGACACGUUGAACCCAUAUCAUACCUCCCACUUUCUUUGAAAGUAAAGUUGAACCCAUUAUAUCUUCGCACCUCACGACUAUCACAGUGCGGUGUUUCCCGUUCCAGUAAGACACAGUUGCAGCCCAACUGUGACACCCAUGGCAAUCCCGGAUGCUACACACUACUUCAAGUUGUUCGAGAUGGGAGCGGGGGGUUGGGGGUUCAACUUUACUUUUACCAACUUUUGCUCCUGCGUCUUAUCAGGAGACAGGUAUCUAUGUUGUACUGGUUAAGCGCUUCGCCCUUGUAAUAAAGUGACUCGAGUUCGAUUCCCGAUUGGGGAGAUUUUUUAUCAAGUUUCUUGGCCUUGUUGUACCCUUUCCAACCACGGUUGGCCCUGAGAAAGCAAUGUCAAGGCCAGCCCUCUAAAUAUACUAAACUGUGCGAAUGUGUGCGUAUAAACUCCUACAUUUUCUUAACAGGUGCACCGACUACCAGGACAUUCCAAAUGGCUGCACAGUCCAGAAGUUGGCGGGUCAGUGCUGCCCUCAGAUCGUGUGCCAGGGGAACCAGGUGAUCGUCCCGUCCACCACGAACGUCCUGAGCCAGGGAAGUGGAGACAGCGUGUAUAAGGACACAGCCACAGGCGGCAGCAAACCUCUCCUGCCUCAAGUGCGGCCGGACGGGACCAUUGAUCCCAACAACUCUGGCGUGCAGCUGCCUUCGAUCA